AUGAACAACUUGUACGAGCGUGAUAUACAGGAGCAAUGGAUUACCAGCCUAAUGGGCGUGGAGUUCUGGGAAGAUGCGACGAGAUGUGCUGAACGAGCUGCUGAUAGUGAGAGACAAGCCCUAAUCACGAGACCGACUGGUCAAUUGCCUAAGGACCCUGUUCAGAGUGCAGUCACGAGCUCCCCCGAGAAGAUUCCAACCAAGAAUGAAACAGACCAGAGUCCAAAGAAGAGUCGUUUCCAGCUCUCUCAGCUUGUUUCUUUCAAUAGUCUCCGACUCCGAAGUAUCGCUCAUCCCUCCCCGGCAGGAACUGAUACCACAACAUCGCCUACGAAGAGUCAGAAGAGUUCAAACAAAGGUAGCUUGCAUCUUCCAAAACUGCCUUCCUUUAAGAACCUCAGUCUCAAGCGCCGAGGGUCCAUGCUCGCGUCGACUUCAGGAAUUAUUCAAGUUGAGAAGACUGCUCGUCCAUCUAUCCUGUCUCCUUCUACUUUCCUCCCUCCUGAGCCUCCUGAAUCUCCUAUUCCUCCCAUCCCCAAAGCUCCCCGUCCUGCCUUUCGUUCCAUCUACAGAGGGCCUUCUGCUACCAACCUGGAUAUUGCACCCCCGAACCCCCCUGAGGGCUUUCAACCUUUUGCCACAGUCGCUCCUGGUUAUCUUAGCAAUGCUAGCUUUCAAAAGUGGCUCGAUCGAGAGAGUGAUACUCAGCCCGAAACGGAGACUCCUCCUCGCCCAACCUAUAGUUCUCGUAUCAGCUUGAUGGCCUACCUCAAUAAGGGCGGCUCUUGGAAUAACAUCCCUCGCACCAAGUCGGCCCUAGAACUUAACAUGUUUUUCGACGCUCUCAAGGUCGGCCCCGAGAACUUUGUCGACCCCGAGAACUUUGUUGAUAUGGAGGAUGUUGUUGAUCUCGACGAUGAACAUACUACUGAUAAAGGUACCAUGGUCGACAAGGCCACCAUGACCGACUUCGACAUCGAAGGCUUUGAUACCGACCCCACAUCUUCCACCAACAACACCACCAUGGUUGACAAGGCCAUGGAUGCCUUCUAUGAGACUGCCACAGAUGACCAGGCAACCGACCACUCUGCCGAGAAGCCAGAGGAUGGGAUCGUCAUCACAAUCCUCUCGCUGGAGCAGAUACGACCUUUGGGCGAGUUCCGCAACCUGCGUGUACUGAAGCUAACUGGUAUGAUGAAGUCAUACCAGCCCAUCAUCUGGCAGACUGUGUGGGUGAACCCUCAACUGACUACCCUAGAGUUGGAGAUGGCAGUUGGCUUGGAGAUUAACAAGCCACUUGGCCCAAGUGGAUGGAAGGUCAUCAAGAAUGGAUGGGUGAUGAAUGUCAAGUCCUAUUCCCCGCCCGUGUACUAUGGCUACAGCGGCAACGGAGAGAUCUGGGACCGAAUCGGGUACGGCGAGUACCUUGACAAGUUCUGCAUUGAGAGGUCAAAGGUGCUUGCCCUGAGCUCUGGUUUCCCCGUCCCCCCUUACCUCCCGGUCAAGCAUCUCACCUUGACUGGCUUCGCUGUGGAUGGAGACCCCUUCGGAAUGUGGUUCCAGAACCUCGAAGAGGUUCACUUCAAGAAGGACUGCAUCGACUGCGGUUUCUGGCUGUCUCGCGCCCAGCGAGACGUUCGAGUUCGUCACUCGAACGAGUACGGAGUGGCCCGAGGUGCGGACGGGCCCUCCAAGGCUGGCUCUGUCGUGGAGCUCAGUGAGGAGACGCUGGCCGAGCUUACUGCUGCCGUGAGAGGCCUGGGGGUCUCGGGGAUGUGA
Molecule: messenger RNA, 1779 nt
Organism: Penicillium robsamsonii
Lineage: Eukaryota; Fungi; Ascomycota; Eurotiomycetes; Eurotiales; Aspergillaceae
Exons: 3
Coding region: 1-1779 (592 amino acids)
Source: RefSeq, a predicted model, not a curated record